AUGUCAAAGGUUGCUAAGGUUGAUCAAAGAGUUAAGGAAUAUCUGGAGAAAACUGGGUAUGAAAAAUGGGCUCGGUGUCACUCUCCUGUAAAUAGAGCUAGAAUGAUGACUUCAAAUAUAGCCGAAUGUAUUAAUGGUUGUUUGGUUGAGGUUAGAAAACUUCCUAUUCUAGAUUUCCUAGAAGAAGUUAGAAUCUUAUUUGCUGCAUGGAAUUGUAAGAACAACGAAAUUGCAUCGUACACAAAUACAACUCUUGGCAGAAGAUUUGAAGAAAUUCUAACUCAUAAUGGUGUUAAAUCUUUGCGGAUGACGGUUAAACCAGCAGGGAGGCCACAAACCAUAGUGAAGACAUAUAAACUCCCGAUAGUUUCAAUGCCAGACAAGAAGGAUUGGAAUGUUCCAUGUUUUGUUGAUGAUGAAGAAGUUUUGCCGCCCAAAUAUUGA
This is a messenger RNA of Capsicum annuum, 444 nucleotides long. RefSeq lists its product as uncharacterized. Lineage: Eukaryota; Viridiplantae; Streptophyta; Magnoliopsida; Solanales; Solanaceae. The record is from RefSeq and is a predicted model, not a curated record. The transcript is spliced from 3 exons. Bases 1 to 444 code for a protein of 147 amino acids.